AUGGUCAGCGCACGAGCUCUCCUCCUCGCGGUCACCUGCUGCUGCGCGUACCUGUGGCUCGCUCGUGCAGAGGCAGACUCUUCACUGGAGACGCGCUCGUUGGAUUUCUCGCCGAAAAGACAACAGGAGAAAGACCUGAUUGAUGCGUUGCAAGAAGUGCUGGAGAAGCUGAGGAGCAAGGAGAUGCCCUCUGAGAAAAAGCUUGGCUGGUUGCCUUCGUGUGACGCAGGGGAGCCAUGCGCCGUGCGUAAAGGCGCGCGUAUUGGCACCAUGUGCAGCUGUCCCCGAGGGACCUCCUGCAACUUCUACGUCCUCAAAUGUUUGUGA
Molecule: messenger RNA, 327 nt
Organism: Pleuronectes platessa (European plaice)
Lineage: Eukaryota; Metazoa; Chordata; Actinopteri; Pleuronectiformes; Pleuronectidae
Product: cocaine- and amphetamine-regulated transcript protein-like
Exons: 3
Coding region: 1-327 (108 amino acids)
Biological process (GO): adult feeding behavior; G protein-coupled receptor signaling pathway; negative regulation of appetite
Molecular function (GO): neuropeptide hormone activity
Source: RefSeq, a predicted model, not a curated record